This is a messenger RNA of Radiomyces spectabilis, 1266 nucleotides long. Its product is annotated as pseudouridine synthase. The record is from RefSeq and is a predicted model, not a curated record. Gene Ontology annotation, cellular component: cytoplasm; nucleus. The transcript has a single exon. Gene Ontology annotation, biological process: tRNA pseudouridine synthesis; mRNA pseudouridine synthesis. Bases 1 to 1266 code for a protein of 421 amino acids. Gene Ontology annotation, molecular function: pseudouridine synthase activity; RNA binding. NCBI's taxonomy places the organism in Eukaryota, Fungi, Mucoromycota, Mucoromycetes, Mucorales, Radiomycetaceae.
AUGGAAGGCUCUCCGUAUGAUCAGCUAACGAGGGAGGAGCUCAUUGAACGAUUGAAGGCGCUUGAAGCUUCGCAGAACACCGCCGUGACGGAUCGAAAAGGCUCGUCGAAAAUCAAAGCACAACGACCAUUUGAUAUGAGCAAGUAUUCUCAGCAACACAUUGCCCUGAAAGUGGCCUAUCUAGGCUGGAAUUAUCUUGGAUUCGCUUCACAGGGAAACGAAGCUGAAGUACCUACCGUUGAAGGUGCGAUCUUCAAUGCCCUAAAGACUUCGAGAUUGAUUGAAAGUCCCGACAAGUGUAAUUUUUCGCGCUGUGGUCGUACCGACAAGGGAGUCAGCGGUUUAGGCCAGGUGGUGGCAUUGGAUGUUCGCAGUAAUCCGGAAAAAGAAAUACCCUAUAUUGAAACCAUCAAUCGCUUACUGCCAGAUGAUGUACGCGUACUUGCAUGGGCACCCGUCCCUUCCACCUUCAAUGCCAGAUUUAACUGCAAAUCUCGAACGUACAAGUAUUUCUUUACCAAAGGGAACCUCGAUCUGGACGCGAUGCGGUUGGCGGCCAAUUAUAUGAUGGGAGAGCACGAUUUCCGCAAUUUCUGUAAACUCGAUCCGUCCAAGAACAUUACCAACUAUCACCGCACCAUUGUCUCUCUCGAUAUCCGUCCCGUCCAUGGGAUGGACACAAGUUCAAUGGGCCAAGCUUUUGAAUUUUACGAAGUCGAGCUGAAAGGUACCGCAUUUUUAUGGCAUCAGGUGCGCUGCAUCAUGUCCAUUCUUUUCUUGGUGGGCCAGAAAUUGGAAGCCCCCGAAAUCGUCCAGGAGUUGUUGGAUAUCAGCCGAACGCCCUCUCGUCCCGAUUAUCCCAUGGCCAGUGAUUUGCCAUUGUUAUUGUACGACUGUGAAUUCGAAGAUAUCAAUUGGAUUUAUGCAUCCGACAACGUCAAUGUGGCGGUUCCUUCGCCGCUGCGAACGCAUAAGCAUUUUCACGAAAUGUGGAAUGCGCAAAUGAUCCGUGGUCUGAUGUGUCAAACAUUCCUCAGAUCAAUCGACCAGUCAGUCCUCAAAAUAGAUCAAGACACGAUGACCUUGCGAGAUUACAUGGAUUCCGGUAUGGCGGAAGCGAAGCAAAGUGCAGCCUGUGUCUUGUUGGGUGGCGGUAAAGAAAUCCGGACGGCGAGAUACAAAAGACUCAUGGAUCGACAACGCGCGGAUUCGGACGCAGUAAAGAAGGAGAAGUACGAAGCCAAGAAAAAGCGAAAACUAGCAUAG